Messenger RNA from Vigna umbellata (rice bean), 867 nucleotides. Lineage: Eukaryota; Viridiplantae; Streptophyta; Magnoliopsida; Fabales; Fabaceae. The record is from RefSeq and is a predicted model, not a curated record.
AUGUUGGAUUAUCCAAUUAGAAAAGUGAAGUUCAGUUUCAAGGUUGACAAAGUGAGGGCUAUAAUAUCUGGUGAAGGAGAUCUGGUAUCUCAUCCUAAUUGCACUAGUCCGAGACAAUAUGACUUACUUGACAAAUUAGUAGAAGAACCUACCAGAAUUAGCCCACAACUUGAUACAUUUGCUUUGGAAACUGUCUCUGAUGAGAUAAAUCCUACAAUCGAUGGUUUCUUUGCUGAUAGAAAUGAACAUGAACUUGAUUGUCCAUCACAAGGGUUUUCUUCUAUCCCAGAGGCCAUUGAAGAUAUUCGUCAAGGAAAGUUAGUUAUUGUUGUAGAUGAUGAAGACAGAGAAAACGAGGGUGAUCUAAUAAUGGCAGCAUCAAUGGUAACACCAAAAGCAUUUGCAUUUAUUGUGAAGCAUGGAACUGGGAUAGUGUGUGUGAGCAUGAAAGAACAAGAUUUGGAGAGGUUGCAACUCCCAUUGAUGGUGACGCAGAAGAAUAAUGAAGAAAAACUCUGCACCGCAUUCACAGUGACAGUGGAUGCAAAGCAAGGCACUAGAACAGGAGUGUCUGCUGAAGAUAGAGCAACAACAAUCCUGAAACUUGCAUCAAGAAAUUCGAGGCCUGAUGAUUUCAAUCGGCCAGGUCAUAUAUUUCCUCUGAAGUACAGGGAAGGAGGGGUUCUUAAGAGACCUGGGCACACGGAAGCUUCAGUUGAUCUUGCUGUGUUGGCUGGCGUGGAACCUGCUGCAGUUUUAUGUGAGAUAGUAGAUGAUGAUGGUUCAAUGGCCAGGUUACCAAAGCUUCGACAAAUGGCAAAGCAAGAAAACCUGAAAAUCAUUUCCAUUGCUGAUUUAAUAAGGUAA